Octopus sinensis (East Asian common octopus) is the source of this 1443-nucleotide messenger RNA. RefSeq names its product WD repeat-containing protein 38-like. The transcript has 9 exons. Gene Ontology annotation, molecular function: protein binding. Lineage: Eukaryota; Metazoa; Mollusca; Cephalopoda; Octopoda; Octopodidae. The record is from RefSeq and is a predicted model, not a curated record. Bases 271 to 1443 code for a protein of 390 amino acids.
AUGUUACUCGAUUCACAUGGCGAGCAGGAACGUUUAAUCCUUUACAGGCCUAUAAAAACACGCUCGCACAUUCACACACAGAUACAAGCAUACACACACACAUGCAUACAUGUAUACGUUGACUGUAUCAGCAGGUACAUCCUAUAACUCUCUAUACAGAAGACACCUGUUAACCAGUGGUUUACAGUUCCUUUUCUUCAACAUACCACCAAGUGCUGACCGCGAUUGGUUGGUUGCUGUACGUUUUCAAAGACAGUAGAAUUGCUCAAGAUGUCACGUCGACGACUUGAGAAUGGCAUUCGUAACAAAAUUAAUCUUACAGGAAACACACAGGGAUUUUCUGAAGUAAAAAUUCUACACAACAUUCCAUAUUCUACAGAAAUUGGAGCCACAUACAGCUUACAAUUCUCGUUUGAUGGUAAAGUUUUAGCUGCAGGAUUUGAAUAUGGCGGUAUUCAGCUUUAUUCUACUGAAACAGGUCGUUUACUCAAUCAACUGCGUAAUUCGCGACUCUCUAGCGAUGCUGUUAUGUGCCUUAGAUUCAAUCCGGAGAACGACACGUCAAUCCUGGCCACUACAGCUGACGGUCAGGUGAUAACAGCGGAAACUGAAGAAGGAAUUUUAGUGGAAUCUAUUGAAGAGAAAAACAACCAAAUUAAUGCAGUCGACUUCUGCUUGGAUGGCCAAGUAUUCGCUACCGGUGGAGCAGACUUCGCCGUAAGGUUGUACGAUUCUAGAACGAUGCAAAUUUUACAAACGUAUGGAGGAGAGAAUUCCCCUGACAGAGAAGAAUAUUGCACGAAUCGUAUUUAUUCUCUGAAGUUUAGUCCGGAAUACAACGAUAUUUUCAUUACAGGUGGCUGGGAUAAAAGUAUUAAGAUAUUUGAUAAAAGAACCAAGCUUGGUGUGAGACGUUAUAUGGCUGGGCCACACAUCUGUGGUGAAGGAUUAGACUUUCGACCAGGUAAAAUAUUGUCUGCGUCGUGGGUGAGCCAGAACGGUCUACAGAUAUGGGAUUACUGUGAUGGAAUGAUUGAUAAGACGGUACCCUUUGAAAAUGCCAAUGGAGAGUAUUUAUAUUGCGCCCAGUUCUGUGAUCACGAUGUUGUCCUGGCAGGAGGUAGCGGCACGCGUAACGUUCAAGCCAUCCAUUAUCCCACUGGAAAGCUUAGUCUUAGUCUCUCUCCCGUUCCUACUGGAAUAUUGGGCGACCGACGAGUUGCCUCUUCUGCUUGCGAUCUGCAGUCGUUUUUGCAUCAGUUCAGAUCAAUUGCAGCUCCCGUAAUUCCUCGCGGAAAGUACUGUGCCAGUUUUGGUGCGGUCUUCCUCUCCCUCGCUUGUUCCCAGCUAGUGUCCAUGUCAAUGCAGAGCAAUAAUCUAGAAGAUGAAUGUCCUCCAGAGAACUAUCAUGGUUUCCAGCCCACUUUUUCUGAAAGUUCUUAG